AUGACGUCGACCCUGCAAUAUCUCUCUGCGUCAUUCGUCACCCGUGGUGCAAUGUUUGCGGGACUACUGCUUUCGACGGCUACUGGCACACCUUUUGCAAACAAUCCAGUCACCAUCGUCGAUAGCGCCACCUUCCUGUCGCAUGACAGUCCGGCGUUCAGUGGAAUUGCUGCCGAUUUCGAUGUCAACGUUCUCACCUACACAGUAGUUGAGUACACGUUCACAUCGGAAGAAAGCUUCAACAGCAGUUCUUCCACCACAAGUGCAACUACCACAUCGCCUGAUGGCGCUACAAGUACAACGUCCACGACCCAGUCGCAGUUGUCGGCAUCGACCAUGCAGUCAACGAAUUUCGAGAGCUUCACCGUCGAGAAUGAACCAGCUUCGGUCAAUGUGUACGGUCGCAAUCGCAAACUUGAAGCAAGCACGUCGGAUCUUCAGAAACUCGAAAACCACUUCCAGGUGCCUUUGGAGUUCAACGUCAAAAGCCUGGCUACGCGUGCAGCGUACCACGUCAUGCCGUGGCCCAGCAGCUACUGGGCCAUGUAUCUGGACAGCAUCAACUACCGCUGGAGCUCCAGCAAUGGACCUAGUGCGACGGAAAAAUACGCCACUGCUUUUGGCGUCGAUCCCAGUGCUAUGGUGUCAAAGGUAUCGCAGUCCACGGGUGUGAUAUCAAAGACGUCGUCGAACGCAUCGUGCUUGACGAAUGAAGACUGUCGUAUACGAGGGGACGGCAGUGUCUGCGCUCGACCUGGUGGAGAAACUCAGGGCUUGUGCAUUCCGACAUGGUACGGCAUUUGCCAUGCCUGGGCCCCGGCAUCGUUGCUCGAGCCCGAGCCGAAUUGUGCAGUGGAAUACAAUGGAGUGACGUUCCAGCCGAUGGACAUCAAAGCUCUGAUAACCGAAGUCUACGAUGGAGCAAAAGUUGCCACGGUCUUCACAGGUGCCAGGUUCUUCAAUCCUGCCAGUGCGGCUACCUUUGACACGUAUGGCCGCUUCACGGAUGCUUCACGACGUGAUCUGGGUCCUGGCUUCAUGCACGUCGCGCUGGCUAACAUCCUCGGCCGCUUCAAUGCUUCCGUGGUCUUGGACGUCUCAGCUGGCCCUGAGGUCUGGAAUCAGCCCGUUUACGGCUACGAAGUGCUCACUGAAAUGGAAUUGACCCCCAGCGAUGCUGCUAGUCGAUACUUUGGCGUACCGACGUACCCGUUCAACCGCGAUGCCCAGCGCAUGAUGUAUGUUGAAACGAAAGUAUCCUGGAUGGCGGAGACUUUCGAAAAUGGGGGGCUUGUGUCAUCGGGUCGCGCCACGACUUACGUGAAGGGCAAGACGUACAAAUAUUUGCUUGAGCUGGACGAGGCGUACAACAUCCUUGGCGGGGAGUGGGUGGGUGAAUCAAAGGCAGACCAUCCGGAUUUCCUCUGGAUACCAAAGGCCCGUCCUGACCUCACUGCCGUCACAAAUAUAGGGCUCAGCUACAAGAACGUCCGGGUAUUGCUCGACAUGGCCACUUCUUGCUCGUAG
Messenger RNA from Hyaloperonospora brassicae, 1527 nucleotides. The record is from the annotation of a GenBank genome assembly. Lineage: Eukaryota; Oomycota; Peronosporomycetes; Peronosporales; Peronosporaceae.